Messenger RNA from Lentinula edodes (shiitake mushroom), 592 nucleotides. Its product is annotated as Tim10/DDP family zinc finger-domain-containing protein. Lineage: Eukaryota; Fungi; Basidiomycota; Agaricomycetes; Agaricales; Omphalotaceae. Bases 73 to 381 code for a protein of 102 amino acids. The transcript has 5 exons. The record is from RefSeq and is a predicted model, not a curated record.
CGUCAUUAAAAUUUUGAGCACUUUCCCUUCGAGUUCACGUUCAGUACUUCAGCUUCAGUACUCAGUGUUAACAUGUCCGACUUUUUCAAAAAUCCGCUUUCAAGUUCAUCUACGGAUAGUGCGGCUCGCAAACAAGCAAUCAUGGAUCAAGUACGGAACGAAUUAGCACAAGCCAACGCACAACAACUCAUGAAUAACAUGAAUGAACGAUGCUUCAAAGCCUGCGUCACCAAGCCUGGAGAUUCAUUGUCAAGUUCAGAACAAACAUGUUUGACCCGAUGCCUUGACCGCUUCAUGGACACUUUCAACAUUGUCAGUAAGACCUACAUUUCCCGGAUAGCCAAAGAACGCUCAGAAUCAGAAUCAACACCCUUCAAUUGAGCUUUUGUCCCAUCCUAUGUAGAUUGCCCUAAAUAUCGUAUCCUUCUCACAUCACAAAAGUUUUUUUUAACUUUUCAGAAAUCAUCGUUCAGGUCUCAGAUCUCAGGCCCCAUAAUGAAGCGAGUAUAUGUCUGCACCUGUUGAAUACUGCGAAGAACCGACGAAUACUACCCAAGACUCACGUAUAUAUGAAGACCAAGAUUGUCUACAU